Symbiodinium sp. CCMP2592 is the source of this 1188-nucleotide messenger RNA. Lineage: Eukaryota; Dinophyceae; Suessiales; Symbiodiniaceae. The record is from the annotation of a GenBank genome assembly.
AUGCGAGGCUUCAAGGAUGACUUCUAUGCAUGGAAGGAUUCCUUGAGCAAGGAUGAGCAGGCCCUGAUCCUGAAGCAGGCCCAGAACGAGUUCGACAAGAAGUUCCGCAAGAGCGACGAGUUCAGCCAGGACCUCCCUGAGGAGAAGAUCCAGUCCUUUGCCAAGGUCCUCAAGAAGUUCUUCGACAACGAGAAGGAUGACUACAAGAAGGACGCCGACCAGAGGACGCCCGACUACGAUGCGCUGAAGAACAAGGCGGCGCUGGUUUCCUACGACUUCGGCCUGAAGCGACGCAUCGUGGAGAUCGAUCGUGACGCCGACCGCCGCUGGAUGUACGCAUCGAUGACGGCUCGCGCAGAAGAGGCCGAGGGCAAGACCCCCUCGGACAGCGCCCCUUUCGAGGAUUUGUACAAGUUCUCCAAGGAGACCGCAGAGACUGUCCACAAGUUCCUCGCCGAGGCCAACAGCGCUUCCAGCGCCCCGGCCGGCCUGAAGAAAGAUAUCGAGAAGGUUCUUAAAGAGAACCCGCCCUCGGACGACUUCAAGGUGCGCUUCCCUCGCGUUCUGCACGAGCGCUUGGCCAAGAAGAUGGGCUCCUUGCAGAGGGAGAUCGAGGACUUCGCGGCGAACCACUCCGAGGCCGAGACCAAGGAGUUCAAGACCCGAACGGCGCCGGAGGAGCUCCUGAAGACCGCUGCCGAGGUCAUCAAGCCUUACUAUGAGGCCCGCGAGGCCAACGAGAAGAAGGUCCAGAAUCUCAAGGCCUUCUUCCGCUCCCAGAAGGACGCGCCCGGCAAGACGAAGGCGGACAUCGUCAAGGAGAUCUUCAAGGUGAUGCCGAAGUUUUCGGACACUCCGCUGCCGCCUUUGGACGAGGAGAUGCUGGCCGACCUGGCCAAGAUCCCUGCCAAACUCGAUGGCGAGUUCAAGCACAGCUGGGGAACUGCAGAGAAGCUCUACAAGUCCGAGGCCAUCGACUCCUUCGGCAACAAGUACCUCCUUGGUGUCUAUGAGACUGUGAAGGAGGCCGAGAAGGCCUUCGACGAGUGGAACAAGGAGUACGAGCAAGCCGGCGCUGAUGUCCAGGAAUCCCUCAGUGGCUGGGCCAAGCAGCAGGAGGCGGCUCUCGCCGAAGACCAGGAUGAGGUGGACCGCCUCCGCAAGGCACUGGAGGAGGCACGUCGAUGA